CUGUGAUGGAUAAAGGGUCUAUUACAAUCUUCAUUUUUUGUCUUGGGAUGGCUAAUAGCUUGGAGUGCCAUAAGUGCUUAAUUAACGAAGGGAACUGCUCCCAGGCUCCAGUGGAAGUUUGCAGACCCAACCAAGAUGCCUGUUUCACAGUGAUCAAGAAGUACCAUGGAUUGAGCGCAGAUACCGCAAAGCAAGGCUGUGGAUCCUCAAAUAAUUGCCGAAGGUACCCCAUGGGCCUGAUGGGUUCCUUGUUCAGAACAAUGUGGUGUUGUUCUUCAAAUCUUUGCCAACCCAUCCAUUUGUCUGUCAAACAAGAUGGAUUGCAAAACGGGCUGGUGUGCCAAAGCUGCAUUGGGGACACAACUGAAUGCAGCCUGGCGGCCCCUUUGCGGCAAUGCUACGGGAGUGAAGAUCGGUGUGUGCAAAUUUCCCAGCGUUUCCUUCCAGGAGAACAGCUAGAACCCAUCGUAAAGGGAUGUGGAAAUAAUAGCUCUUUCGAAGAACUGCAGGUGCUUUACCAGAUUGGAAGAGACUUUGCUUUCUUUGACCAAAAAGUCUGUGACCAAUCCAACUGCAAUAAUAGAAGUUUUCCAGAGAUCCUCCCAGGAGAGCCCAAUGGGCUACAGUGCUAUACUUGUCGUGAUUCGGGCCAUGAAGAGUGCGCUGUCCAGAAACGGCAGGUUUUGAGGUGCACCGGAGCCAUGAACCGGUGUGUCCAUAUCAUCAGAGCAGAAAAUGAAAGCACAGCCGUGACCAUCCAGAAGGGCUGCGCCACGGAGUCCAUGUGCAGGAGAGACACGGAUAUAUAUCUUAGACUGAAGAGAGGAAAUACUCAUGCCGAAUGUUGUAAAAGGAAUCUUUGCAACAAAGCCCACAGUCCCACCGGCCCACAACUGGCGGCAAUUCUUAGCUUAUGGUUGGUGUUGAAGGUCUAUCAAUAA
Messenger RNA from Pseudonaja textilis, 941 nucleotides. Its product is annotated as urokinase plasminogen activator surface receptor-like. The record is from RefSeq and is a predicted model, not a curated record. NCBI's taxonomy places the organism in Eukaryota, Metazoa, Chordata, Lepidosauria, Squamata, Elapidae.